GGCCCGGCACAGCGGUGCCGGCCGGGCGGUGGGCGAUCGCCGCGGGAGCGGGCGACCGCCGCGGCGCGCUCGAAGCCCCGAGCUUCAGCCCGGCUCUGAGCUCGCGCCCCACGCCCGGAUUUCAGGAGCAAACCUCGGGGCGGGCCACCGCACCGACCCGGCAGCCGUGGCCCGGAUAAAUGGAGCUGAAAUCCAUCCUGGCUGCCGGAGCCAGUCGUAGGGCUUCUCCAGCUGCUCUGGGAAACACCUUCGUCACCCUUCUGUUCAGACAGUAACUGCUUCCCUCUGCUUAUCCCAGGGUUUGUCAGUUAAGGUGCCAAAAGAAAUGGGGACCAGCAACACUGAGAAGUUCUAUAGGAUCCCUGAAGGAAAAGGACCACAUUCUGUUGGAUGUACAGACCUGAUGACUGAAAAUGCAACUGAGGGAAGUUUCUUGCGCCUUUAUUAUCCAUCAUGCGAUGCCACGGAAAACGAAGAGGCACCAUGGAUUCCAGAUAAGGAAUAUUAUCAGGGCCUUUCUGACUUCCUUAAUCUGUUCCGAAUUGUGGGAGAAAGGCUUUUCCAAUACUAUGUUGGUUCAGUGACUUGUCCUGCAAAAUCCAAUGCUGCUUUCAAGUCUGGAGAAAAAUACCCACUCCUCAUUUUUUCCCAUGGACUCGGAGCUUUUCGGACUAUUUAUUCUGCUAUUUGCAUUGAGAUGGCUUCCCAAGGUUUUAUAGUUGCUGCUGUGGAGCACAGAGAUGAAUCAGCUUCAGCAACAUAUUACUGUAAAAGAAAGUCUGUUUCUGAGCCACAGGAAGAGUCCACAUUGAACAUGGAAAAGGAGUGGAUCUACUACAGGAAACUGAAGUCUGGAGAGGAAGAACGAUCUUUGCGUCACAAGCAGGUGCAACAAAGAGCACAGGAGUGUAUCAAAGCCCUCAAUGUAAUUCUUGAAAUUAAUUCAGGAGAAGAAGUAAUGAAUGUACUUAAUUCAAACUUUGACUGGAAUCUCCUGAAGGAUUCUGUUGAUACUAGCAGAAUAGCUGUGAUGGGACAUUCUUUUGGUGGUGCUACAGUUAUAGAGAGUCUCAGCAAAGAAAUUAGAUUCAGGUGUGGCAUUGCACUGGAUGCUUGGAUGCUUCCCGUAGGUGAUGACAUUUACCAAAACAGUGUUCAACAACCACUACUUUUUAUCAACUCUGAAAAAUUCCAGUGGGCUGAUAACAUCUUAAAGAUGAAGAAGCUUGGCUCCAAUGACACAAACAAGAAAAUGAUCACUAUCAAGGGAUCAGUACAUCAGAGCUUUCCCGACUUUACCUUUGUGAGUGGAGAACUUGUUGGAAAAUUUUUCAAAUUAAAAGGAGAAAUAGAUCCAAAUGAAGCUAUUGAUAUUAGCAAUCAUGCUUCAUUAGCCUUCCUGCAGAAACAUUUGAGGCUGAAGAAAGACUUCAGUAAGUGGGAUUCGCUAGUGGAUGGCAUAGGACCCAAUGUUAUUCCUGGCACCAAUAUUGAUUUGUCUCCAGCUCAACCUGAGUAACUAAUACAAAGAAGUUUGUAAAUGCCAUGGACAUCAUGACACUAAUGCUGGCCAGAUAUUACGGAGAUAGAGGAUAGUUAGUAACUUACACAACUUUUGGGGUAUGGAACAAAAAAAAGAUAUUAGGCUAUACUGUCAACAUGUAAAAAGGUUUUUAAUUCAGAUGAGAUAAUGGAAUCCUUUGAAAUACACAAAGAUUAGUUGAAUUUCUUUAAGCUUAACCUAAGCCACGCUUCAAGUCAAUUUGCAUCCAGCAAGCCUUCUUUGCAUUUCAGAAACAAAUGGAAGACUUUCUACAAACUACCUGAAAGAUUCAGCUAUGCUCUGACAAGAGCUGUGAGUGAGAACAGGUUUCUGCUCCUUUUAGCUAGAGAUCUGCCAGUGGAAGAAGCUCUCAAAAACUGCCAUCAUAGAAACCACAAUAAAAGAAGAUGUUAUUUUAAAAUAACAAGUGAGAAGACGGAAUUUUUGUUCUGACAUACAACUUUUAUACAAACACCUCCAUUUUCAAGAUUUGUGUUUACUGCCAUACUCUGAGAGUGUUUCCCUUCCAAAAGCUGCUAAAAUGGCCAAUCGUGUUGUAGCUACCAUAGUUCUCUUUAGGUAAAGCUUUGAGCAGGGCACUCGUCAUUAAUCUUUCAGCAAUACUGCUGUAGAUAGUAUGGAAGAGACAUUCGUCACUUCUACUAUUGCUAUUAAGGAGGGGUAUGCGAUGCCACAGUCUGAUUGUUUGAUCACCUUGAUAUUCUAAUGCUCCACGUAGUUAUCCCUAGUUAAGGUAUUAGCAUUGCUGUCUCUUAUCUGUGAAGUAGGAGGAGUUGGAUUUGCUAACAGCUAAAAGCAAGGCUCUGGUUCUUGGAAUGAGAUUCGUCAAAUCUGCCAGGAUCAAGAAUGACUGCUAAGCAAAUAAGCCUUGCAAAAGGGGGACUACAUCUGACUGUAGCCUGUUUGCUUCAAAGUAAGGUUACAGACAAAAAUAGAACUGAACAAGUAACACAGUUAAUCUAAGUUAAUGUAAUGAAAUAUUUAUAUGAUCUGUGGUCACAACAUCUAAGGUCUGUUUUUCAGAAUUUAGUUUCUUAAUUAAAUUCUUUCCAGCCCA
This is a messenger RNA of Rhea pennata, 2621 nucleotides long. RefSeq names its product phospholipase A2 group VII (gene PLA2G7). Bases 326 to 1519 code for a protein of 397 amino acids. Gene Ontology annotation, molecular function: 1-alkyl-2-acetylglycerophosphocholine esterase activity. The record is from RefSeq and is a predicted model, not a curated record. Lineage: Eukaryota; Metazoa; Chordata; Aves; Rheiformes; Rheidae. The transcript has 11 exons.